Misgurnus anguillicaudatus (oriental weatherfish) is the source of this 1055-nucleotide messenger RNA. NCBI's taxonomy places the organism in Eukaryota, Metazoa, Chordata, Actinopteri, Cypriniformes, Cobitidae. The record is from RefSeq and is a predicted model, not a curated record.
UUUAGCCGCUGUACUCUGCUUCUUAUGUUGUCCACUAAUUUUUUUGUGUAUUCUCCCACUUUUAUUAAUGGAUAGCUGCUUUGAAACAAUUAAACAAUUGUGAAAAGUACUAUAUAAAUAAAAUUUAAAGUAAAUAGGAGAAAACAAAGAUGCCUUUGUAGAAGCACAGAAAAACCAGUUGCCUUAUAAAAUGACUCAUGCCAGGAGCAAACAAUGAAGCUAUUAAUGUUUUAUGGUUCUUGGCCAGCUUUUAACAAGGAAUGUCCAAACUCAUGAUACUGGUUUACUGGAAUGUAUUACUGUAACAUGACAGUAGCCUAUAUAAGGGCCAGACAAAGCUGACUGUGGACUUGUAUCAGCUCAGCACUACACACUAAAGUAAUUCAACGGAAAGAUGAAGGUUCUGCUGCUGUCAUUUGUUCUUGCACUGCUGUUGGCUGAUGGAUUUGCCUUGAAAUGUAAUAAAUGUGUUCCUGGCACACCCGGUGGAAGUUGUGUGACCACGCAGGAGACUUGUGGUUACAAUAAAGAUACCUGUGUAUAUGCCAGAUUCUUAAUCACUCCUUUUUCCUCUUUCCGGAGGUGCAUUUCUAUGUCCGACUGCUUGAUUCUUCAGGCCAACCCUUAUAUAACAGCCAGAUGCUGUCAGACAGACCUGUGCAAUUAAGUUCACAUUAUAUGAAGAACAAACUCAAAUGGAAAGAUUUUUAUGCCACUGCACUGUCAGUGAAAUUAUUUACAUAAGUAAUAAUAAUGAUUAAUUCAGAUGUUACAACUGACACAUUAAGUACAUUUGUUCGUUUUGGGGAUUAUACAAGAAACGACUCCAGAGAGCCAUUAAUGGAAUUCUUUACAGAAUGAAAAUUAUAAUGCAUUACUUGAUUUGGGUGUGAUUGUGUAACUUUGGGCAGUUUUCUAUUCAAUGAAUCAUUUGAAACACAAUUGCUUUCAUGAAAUGUUUUGUUUCUAUACCCUUUUUUACAUCAUUUUGAAAGAAAAUACUGUAAACUAAUGUAAUCUGCCUGAUUCAGUCAUAAAAAUAUGUUUUAAAGCCA